Molecule: messenger RNA, 1265 nt
Organism: Pocillopora verrucosa
Lineage: Eukaryota; Metazoa; Cnidaria; Anthozoa; Scleractinia; Pocilloporidae
Product: ALK tyrosine kinase receptor-like
Source: RefSeq, a predicted model, not a curated record
UGAAGAGGCAAGUUUUGCCCACCAUAGGGGGAGUUUCAGGAAUUUAGGGCAUGAUCACCUCACAGAAUCAUCUUCUAUACGCAUUUACUGUCAUUUUGUUGAUGGCAUCAAGUACUUCAUCUAAGCUUGUCGAAUCGUUUCUGUCCAUAAGAGAAGGUGUUCUUCUUAAAGGCCACUCUAUGCAAUGGCAGCGGACUACAAGCUUCUUUUCAUGCGCACACCUAUGCUUAAGGAAAGAGGGAUGCCGAUAUAUUAAUUACAAAGCUUCAACCGAGACAGAGGGCGUUUGUGAACUGUUAAAAGACACCAGUAGAGACCAUAAUAACGGUUACAUAGAUGGGCCAGGAUGGUUUCACGGACAGAUUGUUCAUUCUAGAGUGAGUGCUCGUACAGGCAGUAAUACGCCAGAUUUCAAAUUCACCUUCACAACUCUUGGUGCGGUGGGUUCGAAUGGGCCAAUAGAUUCAUACGGGUAUAAAGGAACAACAUUACAAGGGAAAAUUAAGAUUGAAAACGGCAUCCAAUUGUGGACUGUACCCUUAAGUGGAUCUUACGUCAUAGAGGCCUGGGGAGCAUCCGGAGCCGAAGGCCGCCAAUCUUCUGACGUGUCAGCAACCACAAGAGCGGGAGGAAAAGGCGCCUAUGUAAGAGCCACUUUUGUUCUCACACGCGGAAAAGUACUCAAAAUUCUCGUUGGACAAACUGGCUGCACAGGGAAAGUUGGUUCACCGUUACCGGGAGGAGGAGGAGGGGGGACGUUUAUCACUUCUUCAGCAGACGUUCCAUUGAUUAUUGCUGGUGGAGGGGGAGGAGGUGUUGCGCAGUUAGGAAAUUUCCAUGAAGGGGAUCCAGGCCAGACCACACGGAAUGGGUCACAGGCAGGGGGCUCUAACGGAUCUGGUGGAAACCUUUCCCAACAGAACUCCCUGCUAGCUUUAUUGGAAUGCGGAGCGGGAGGCGGCUUGAACGGGGAUGGGAAGUCUGGCAUGAUCAGGGAAGGGGGAAAAGGAUUUAUAAACGGAGGUAGAGGGGGGAACUCCCCCAUUGAAGGCCAUGGAGGUUUUGGGGGAGGUGGUGCGGCAUGGCGGUAUCCUGGGGCAGGGGGUGGGUACUCGGGCGGGGGUGUCGUGAAGGAUAAGAACGAAACAAUCGCUGGCGGGGGAGGGUCUUUUAACACAGGUGCUAACCCGAAGAAGGAAGAAGGAUUGAGAGGGGAUGGGAAGGUGAUAAUUCAACUUCUCGAGGCUGAUAAAGAAUUUGUAUAG